Messenger RNA from Sipha flava (yellow sugarcane aphid), 1818 nucleotides. RefSeq names its product dihydrolipoyl dehydrogenase, mitochondrial. NCBI's taxonomy places the organism in Eukaryota, Metazoa, Arthropoda, Insecta, Hemiptera, Aphididae. Gene Ontology annotation, cellular component: oxoglutarate dehydrogenase complex; mitochondrion. Bases 158 to 1693 code for a protein of 511 amino acids. Gene Ontology annotation, molecular function: flavin adenine dinucleotide binding; dihydrolipoyl dehydrogenase (NADH) activity. The record is from RefSeq and is a predicted model, not a curated record. The transcript has 11 exons.
AGAAGUGUGAGAUUAGAAAGAAUUUUUGACAUCUUGAAGGGCAAAAAAAAUUUACCCAUAAUCUCAUCGUUGUUUUCGGUUUCUUUCAUACCAUAAAGACUGGAAGUUCCUAAAAUUUUUUGCUACCAAUAAUACUUUUAUAUUGCCUUUCAUCAAAAUGCAAUCAAAUAUAUUAAGUAAAUUGUCAACAGCUGUAAAGCCAACAAUAUUAAGAAAAUCCAAUCAUGCUGAUUGUGGUUUUUUAUUCUCAAUUGUGAACCGCCGUUAUGCAAGUGGGGACUCUGUGGAUUUAGUUGUUAUUGGUUCUGGACCAGGUGGUUAUGUAGCUGCCAUUAAAGCUGCUCAGCUGGGAUUAAAUACUGUCUGUGUUGAAAAAAAUGCUACACUUGGUGGCACUUGUCUAAAUGUUGGAUGCAUUCCUUCUAAAGCUCUUCUGAAUAAUUCUCAUUAUUAUCAUAUGGCUCAUUCUGGUGAACUGAAUUCUCGAGGCGUUGAAGUUGAAAAUGUCAAGCUUAACCUAGAAGCAUUAAUGAAAACCAAAACGAAUGCAGUUAGUGCUCUAACUGGUGGAAUUGCUCACUUAUUUAAAUCAAAUAAAGUAACAUUGGCCAAUGGUCAUGGCAAAAUUAAAGAUCCUAAUACAGUAUCUGUAUUGAAAGAAGAUGGUUCAUCAGAAGAUAUUAAGACAAAAAAUAUACUUAUAGCUACAGGUUCUGAAGUAACCCCUUUUCCAGGAAUUGAUAUUGAUGAAGAAACUGUGGUUUCUUCUACAGGUGCAUUAAAACUUUCAAAGGUCCCUGAAAAAAUGAUUGUUAUUGGUGCUGGUGUAAUAGGUCUUGAACUAGGAUCUGUUUGGAGUCGCUUGGGAUCCAAAGUCACUGCUGUUGAAUUUAUGCCUUCAAUUGGUGGUCUUGGUAUUGAUGGUGAAGUAUCUAAACAAUUUCAGAGAAUAUUAACUAAGCAAGGUUUAAGUUUUAAAUUAGGAACUAAAGUAAUUAGUGCAAACAAAUCAGGAGGCCAAAUUUUUGUUGAUGUUGAAAAUGCAAAAGAUUCAUCUAAAAAAGAAACAUUAGAAUGUGACGUUUUACUUGUCAGUGUUGGUCGCCGACCUUAUACCCAAAAUUUAGGGUUGGAAGAAAAUAGCAUUGAAAGAGAUGCUAAAGGAAGAAUACCUGUAAAUUCCAGAUUCCAAACUGUUAUACCUAAUAUUUUUGCAAUUGGAGAUUGUAUUCAUGGUCCAAUGUUAGCACAUAAAGCAGAAGAUGAAGGAAUAGUUUGUGUUGAAGGUAUAACAGGUGCACCAGUUCAUAUUGAUUACAAUUGCGUGCCAUCAGUUAUAUACACACAUCCAGAAGUAGCAUGGGUUGGAAAAACUGAAGAAGAUUUAAAAAAUGAAGGUGUUGAUUACAAAAUAGGAAAAUUCCCAUUUGCAGCAAACAGUAGAGCUAAAACUAACAAUGAUACUGAUGGAUUCAUUAAAGUUCUUGGUGACAAAGUUACUGACAAAUUAUUAGGAUGUCACUUAAUUGGACCAGGUGUUGGAGAAAUAGUUAAUGAAGCUGUUUUAGCAAUGGAAUAUGGAGCAUCUUGUGAAGAUAUUGCUAGAGUGUGUCAUGCACAUCCGACCUGUUCAGAAGCAUUGAGAGAAGCAAAUUUAGCCGCAUAUUUUGGCAAAGCCAUUAAUUUUGGUUGAAAAUGUUGUUAUUUUUUAAUUUUAAUGCCAUUAAACAAUUUGGUACAUACUACAUGUAAAACAAAGAUUGUUAUUAUAAAAUGAUUAGACAUUCAUUUUAGAUAAACAUCACACUUUUAAAUUAA